AUGAAUGCUGGUGAUGCUCUCAUACAGUUAUAUCAUAAUUUCAUCACUGACUUUGAGACUAAGAUCAAUCUUCUCAAGCUUGCACAUUUUGCUGUCAUAGUCUCUAGGCAGUAUUCGGAGAAAGAAGCUGCCAUUAGUUAUCUUGAAGGGGUGAUUGAAAAGCUUCGUGCUACAAAGGAGACGCGCAUUGAGGAGCCAAUCCUCUAUACUAAGAUGCAGAUAGCUAUAUUAAAGCUUGAGCAAGGGGACCAAAAAGAGUGCAAGAAACUUUUAGAAGAUGGGAAGAGUGCACUUGACAGCAUGACUGACAUUGAUCCAUCUGUAUAUGCUAGUUAUUAUUGGGCUUCAUCGCAAUACCAAAAAUCUCGUCAGGAAUUUGCUGAAUUCUACAAAAGUGCUCUUCUUUAUCUUGCAUACACAUCUGUAGAAUCUUUAUCAGAUUCGUUUAAGCUGGUCUCUAUAAUGGUGGUGGUGGUGGUAUCACUAAAUGUUAAUAAAUCAACUUCAAUCUCAACCACUCUUGGAAAGCGCAGACGUAAGGACAAUUCACCAUGCAAAGCAUGCCUUACCCUUGGAUUUGAUGUAUUUUGUGUUGAUCAUGAAAGUACUCUAGACGCCAAGGGAAAUGGUAAGGAUCUGGCAUUUGAUUUAUCCCUGUCGGCGUUGCUGGGAGAAAAUAUCUACAACUUUGGAGAACUGCUCGCACAUCCAAUUAUUAAGAGUCUUCUUGGGACAAAGGUUGAGUGGCUUUACUAUAUUCUCGAAGCAUUCAACUCUGGUGACUUAGUUCGCUAUCAAGAAUUAUGCCACGUCCAUAGAGCUGCUCUGAGUGCUCAACCAGCGUUAAUGCAGAAUGAGAAAAAACUUCUGGAAAAGAUUAACAUUCUCUGCUUGAUGGAAAUCAUCUUUAGUCGACCAUCAGAGGAUAGAACUAUUCCAUUAGGCAUCAUUGCAGAGUGCACAAAACUUACUGUAGAAGAUGUGGAGUAUCUCCUCAUGAAGAGCCUCUCUGUACAUCUCAUCGAGGGUACAAUUGAUCAAGUGGAGGGAACGGUUCAUGUUUCCUGGGUGCAACCAAGAGUUUUGGGGAUUCCCCAGAUCAAAUCAUUGUGUGAUCGCCUGGACAAUUGGACGGAGAAAGUACACACUGCUUUGUUAUCGGUCGAGGCAGAAACACCUGAUUUAGUUGCAUCAUAA
Messenger RNA from Ilex paraguariensis (yerba mate), 1197 nucleotides. Lineage: Eukaryota; Viridiplantae; Streptophyta; Magnoliopsida; Aquifoliales; Aquifoliaceae. The record is from the annotation of a GenBank genome assembly.